AUGGCCACCUUAGACUUGAACUUGCCGGCGGGAUUGCCUCCUGAUGGCGUGACACCGAAUUUCGAAAAUCCGUCCAACAACAAUGCACUGGCUUGGGGUGUCCUACUCCUCUGCCAGGUGAUAUCUACUAUUUGCCUGGUGCUUCGCGGCUAUGCUCGAGUGUUUCUAUUGAGAAAGUUCAAUGCCGAAGAAGAACAGGGAGCAUUUUGGGGAUGCAGUUAUGCUAUGUUCAAGAUUAUCGAAGUUCCCGGCUUUUUCGUUCACCAAUGGGAUGUGCUUUUACGUGAUGUCAUUCCAAUGAACUACAACGUGUACAUUUACGGGCAAUGCUAUUCCUUCGCGAUGCCGUUCUUGAAGAUAGCAAUUCUCAUCGAGUGGAUCAACAUCUUCGUGCCUAGAGGAUUCGACCGAAAAAGCAUAUUUUUCUGGGGCUGUAGCUUCAUGAUAUUUGUUCAAGCUGCUGCACUCGUCGGAAUUGUACUGGCUUUGAAUCUUCAGUGCAAACCUCAUAGGGCCAUCUGGGAUAUUCGAGUUCAAGGAGACUGUUUUCCGAUUAGCACCAUACAAAUCAGUUCUGGAAUCAUCUUCUUGAUCUCUGAUAUUGUUAUCUUGCUACUGCCACAGCAUAUCAUAUGGAAACUCAAAAUGAAGACGUCCAAGAAAAUCGGUGUAUCGAUUGUUUUCGGCCUUGGUCUGCUUGCGUGCGUAUGUGCCGCUGUUAGAUUGAGUGAUACGAUGAAACUAGUCCACAAUACCAACGACGCAGUCUAUUUCAUCGGCGUUGUGGGCUUCUGGGCAUUCGCUGAGAUGACUUGCGGUUUCUUCAUCUGUUGUCUUCCCUGUAUACCCAAGAUUCUUCACGACACCGGCGUUACGCGUUCUAUCAAGCGAAAGCUGGGUAUGAACACGGCUACUACCGCCCCCAGCUCUGCAAAUAGAUAUGGCACCAAUGGUUCGUCUAGCCGAAGGAACUACGAAGCCAACCAUUCCACGUCGUACUACAAGUUGGAUGAAGAUGGUGUACCUAUGACAGCUAUUGGGGGGACGCAAUCGACAGAAUAUUUACAUAAGGGCCAGAAUGGAAGCGACAUUAGCCGGGACAUGGGCCAACCGACGAACCCCUCCACCACACGAGGUGCUCAUUCUACAAUGGACAUGGACAAAGCUUCUUCAACCAAGGCAUGGCGACCAUGA
This is a messenger RNA of Clonostachys byssicola, 1194 nucleotides long. The record is from the annotation of a GenBank genome assembly. Lineage: Eukaryota; Fungi; Ascomycota; Sordariomycetes; Hypocreales; Bionectriaceae.